Suillus fuscotomentosus is the source of this 690-nucleotide messenger RNA. RefSeq lists its product as uncharacterized. Lineage: Eukaryota; Fungi; Basidiomycota; Agaricomycetes; Boletales; Suillaceae. The coding region runs from base 1 to 690 and encodes 229 amino acids. The transcript is spliced from 4 exons. The record is from RefSeq and is a predicted model, not a curated record.
AUGUCUUCUGGACCCAUCAGGAACGUCCCAAGACGCAGACGUGCUCAGACCCCUUUCUAUCCCUUGAUAGAAGCCCAGCCUAGUCCUUCGACUUCCAGACUUCGAGUUAUUCCAGCACAAGCGCAUCAUAUUAUCGAGAUAAUGAGUGACAACGAAGCUGCAGGUCAGGCAGCAUCAGUUAUCGACCUCACCACAACCGAUGACGAAGUCGCGAGUCAGGUGUCGGUUGAUGUACAUCGCGAGCCGACCAUAACAUUCGCGGUCGCUGCCGAAGAUGUGGUUGAAAUCCUCUCUGACGACGAAGCCACUCAGCAGCAUGCACUGGCAGCAGCCACGACCGAGCUAGAAAACCUACGCGCUGCAAUCCGGAAGGUUUGGUUUUCACAAUUCGACAGCGUCAUGAGCUUACACAUUAUCGGAUCUCAAAGGUCCUCUCUGAAAGGGAUUCUUCUCUGGAGUGCGCUAGACAUCUCGACGCUGCCACUACCAUCGGCAGUCAUAUUGGCUGUGACGAGACGUUUCGGACGCAUCCCAUUCACCUGUCCAACUUGUCGGGAUCUCGUUGGCAAGCACCAACCGUAUAAGGUUAUUGCACUCGGUCAGCUUUCAAAUGCCUUAUCAUCACUGGGGGGUGAACAAGGUGAAGAGGAUCCAUCUAUGGAUUGGACAGGUUACUUUUCUGUAUCAUAG